Molecule: messenger RNA, 3802 nt
Organism: Morus notabilis
Lineage: Eukaryota; Viridiplantae; Streptophyta; Magnoliopsida; Rosales; Moraceae
Product: TMV resistance protein N
Exons: 6
Coding region: 118-3573 (1151 amino acids)
Biological process (GO): signal transduction; defense response
Molecular function (GO): ADP binding
Source: RefSeq, a predicted model, not a curated record
CUAGCUAUCGCUCGAAAAAGAAAAACUUGUUUUUGCGCACAGCUAGCUAUCGAUCGAAAACACAGUACAAGUCAAUCACUACUGUAACACUGCACAGUACACACGCACAGUGAAAAAAUGGCGGAAGACGACGUCGUUUCGUCGCCGCCGGCUCCGGCGGUGGCGUUCAGGCAGCGGUGGGACGUGUUCCUGAGCUUCAGAGGCGAAGACACACGCGAGAGAUUCACCAUGAGUCUCUACGAGUCGCUCAAUAGAGAAGGCGUCCGAGCUUUCCUAGACGACGACGGCCUCAAUCGCGGCGACGAGAUCGCACCGUCUCUGCUGGAGGCGAUCGACGACUCCGCCGCCGCCGUGGUCGUGCUCUCGCCGAGGUACGGCGACUCGCGGUGGUGCCUGGAGGAGCUGGCCAAGAUCUGCGAGUGCCGCGGGAAGCUGAUCCUGCCGGUUUUCUACCAGGUCGAUCCGUCCCAUGUCCGGCGACAGACCGGGCCGUUCGAAGAGGAUUUCAGAAUUCAUGAGAGAAGGUUUGGAGUUGAUAAGGUGUUAAGGUGGAGGAGAGCCAUGGAAAAAGUCGGUGGAAUUGCUGGUUGGGUUUUCAAGAACGGGGAAAAAGAAGAAAUAAUCAAACAUUUGGUGAAAAGUGUAUUGAGCGCAAUCAGAAAGACCCCUGUGGGUUUGGCUUCAUACACUGUUGGACUUGAAUCUCGCCUUGAAGAAGCGACAAAAAUGUUGGAUGUUAAAUCCAAUGGAAUCCGAGUUUUGGGAAUUCAUGGCAUGGGCGGGGUUGGCAAGACAACCCUCGCUACGGCUCUCUUCAACAAAGUUGUUGGACACUUUGAGCACCGCAGUUUUGUAUCGAGUGUCAGAGAAAUUUCGGCUCAAGAGGAUGGUCUUGUAUCUCUUCAAAACAAACUCAUUAAGGACCUUUCCAACGGUAGUGAUGUAGAUGAUGUUAAUCAUGGAAUUGCUUCAAUCAAACGGAUAGUAAAUGAGAGGCGAGUUCUAGUGGUUUUGGAUGAUGUUGACAAUGUAAGCCAACUAAAUGCGGUAAUGGCUAAAAGAAAGUGGUUUUAUGAAGGAAGUAGGAUUAUUAUUACCACUAGAGAUCAAGAAGUUUUACAACAACCGCUUGUGGAUAUGAAGUAUGAGGUCAGAGAAUUGGAUACAUCUGAGGCGCUAAAACUUUUUAGUUACCAUGCACUAAGAAAAGAGAAACCAACAGGUAUGUUCUUCAAGCUGUCCGAGCAAAUUGUGUUGUUAACCGGAGGGUUACCGUUGGCUCUAGAAGUGUUUGGUUCUAUGCUUUUUGACAAAAGGAGGAUAGAGGAAUGGAAAGAUGCGCUACAGAAACUGAAGCAGAUUCGACCGGCAAAUCUUCAAGACGUUUUGAAGAUCAGCUAUGAUGCGCUAGAUGAGCAAGAGAAGUGCAUAUUCCUUGACAUCUCGUGUCAGUUUGUUACGAUGGGAAUGGAUAGAGAUUAUGCAGUUGACAUUCUGAAGGCGUGUGGUUUUGGGGCCGAGACAGCAAUCACAGACCUCACGGCAAAAUCGCUCAUUAAGAUUACUGAAGAGAAUACUCUGUGGAUGCAUGACCAAGUUAGAGACAUGGGAAGACAAAUUGUUUGGCAUGAAAAUCCGCUUGAUCCUUGCAUGCGUAGCAGACUGUGGGACCGUGAUGAUAUCAUGACUGUCUUCUUGGAUGAUGAGAGAAGAAAAUGUACACAAGGAAUUGUCCUAGACUUAAAGAGAAAAAGGAUGGUGAAGGAUCCUGAUGGUAGCAGAAUAUUAUGGAAUAAUCUUCAAAGAAGCCCCAGUUUGACUUAUGCAAUUGCUUACUUAAAAGAAAGAUACAAAGAGUACCAAAAACAUCAAGCAGAGAAGAAGAGGGAGAUUACAAUUCGGGCUAAGCCCCUCAGAACAAUGGUCAACCUAAGAUUGCUCCAAAUAAAUUAUAUCAACCUUGAAGGACAAUUCCAAUUCCCUUCAGAACUCAAGUGGCUGGAGUGGAAAGGGUGUCGUUUAAAAUCGUUCUCAUCUGAUUUUGGUGCUAAGAAACUUGCCAUACUAGAUCUUUCGCACAGCAAAGUUGAAAGACUCUGGAGUUGGCAUAGUAACGAGGUGGCUGAGAAUUUAAAGAUAUUGAACCUCAGUGAUUGCUACUAUCUGGCUGCUCUUCCUAAUUUAUCCGGAAAUCAGAAAUUGGAAAAGCUUAUCCUCAAGCAUUGUGUAAGCCUGACUAAGAUUGAUGAAUAUAUAGGGAAUAUGAACGCGCUGAUUCACUUGAACCUAACAGCUUGUUCAAAUCUUAUUGAAUUCCCUACCGAUGUGUCCGGAUUGAAACGGCUUGAGAAUCUUAUCCUCUCUGGCUGCUCAAAAUUAAAACGGCUUCCAGAAAACUUAGGCAGCAUGAGAUCUUUGAAAGAGCUUCUAGUUGAUGAGACUGCAAUAGAAAGCCUACCGGAAUCUAUCUUCCACCUGACCGAACUCGAGAAGCUUAUCUUAAACCGUUGCAGCCAAUUAAAGAUUUAUUCCAGAAGAAAAUGUACACAAGGAAUUGUCCUAGACUUAAAGAGAAAAAGGAUGGUGAAGGAUCCUGAUGGUAGCAGAAUAUUAUGGAAUAAUCUUCAAAGAAGCCCCAGUUUGACUUAUGCAAUUGCUUACUUAAAAGAAAGAUACAAAGAGUACCAAAAACAUCAAGCAGAGAAGAAGAGGGAGAUUACAAUUCGGGCUAAGCCCCUCAGAACAAUGGUCAACCUAAGAUUGCUCCAAAUAAAUUAUAUCAACCUUGAAGGACAAUUCCAAUUCCCUUCAGAACUCAAGUGGCUGGAGUGGAAAGGGUGUCGUUUAAAAUCGUUCUCAUCUGAUUUUGGUGCUAAGAAACUUGCCAUACUAGAUCUUUCGCACAGCAAAGUUGAAAGACUCUGGAGUUGGCAUAUUCCUUCAAAUUUGUUGCAGGCCUCUUUGAGGAAAAUAAGGAAUCUUAGCAUGCCAGGAAGCAAGAUCCCAGAUUGGCUGUGUCAAGAUGUGGUCACAUUCACAGAACGCAGGAAUAGUCCUCUCCGAGGCGUAACUAUAGGUGUAGUUGUAUCUCUCAACGAUCAAAUCCAAGAUGACUCCAGACGUAACCUUCCUGGGAUAGUUGACAUUCAAGCACAGAUCCUCAAACAAGGCCUUCCCAUCUUCACCACGGUUUUUAACUUGAAUGGAGUACCGAAUAAGGGCGAAGAUCAACUUCACUUGUGUCGGUAUCCGCCCGAUCACCCUUUGGUUUCCCAGUUGAAAAAUGGAUAUCAAAUUUUGGUAACAAAGAGAACCCCGCCAUUCAUGAAAGGUGUUGAGCUGAAAAAGUGGGGUGUUUAUUUGGUUUAUGAAGGAGAAGAUGAUUACGAGGGUGACGAGGAGUCGUUGGAUGAAGGCCAACAAUCCAUUUCCGAAAAACUAGCAAAGUUUUUCAGCACAUUUGAAGAGGAUGUUAACGUUAAUUCUGAAUACUCUUGUGAUCAAGUGGAAACAAGUGUGCAAGAGACUCGCGGAAGAGCACAAAUGUUGUGUUGGGCUUGUGGCUUGAAUUGAGCCCGUUAGCUUGUUCUGUUGUUUGGGCCCAUAGCCCAUUGGUUUCUCACACGAUGGAUUGCCGACCACGACUUGCUAUGAGUUUUAGAAGGCAGCCGCACAAGUGAUAUUUUAUUGUUUUUUACUUUUUCGAUGUCCAGUAUGGUUUCCGGGGAAUACUAUUAACGGGAGAAUUACAGAGAGAAAUAAAAAGCAUAAAUUCCAAAAUAAAAAUAGCUCUCCAAGUGUA